UUCAGUGCUUAUAUUUAAGUAACUAAUUAAUUAUAUAAUCACAGAGACUAAUGCCACCCAUAACUGGCAUUACACCAUAAUCAAGUCAGCUCAUAAACUAAAAUAAUUAAAAAGCCUGCCUAGAGGCAGCAUAAAUGCAUUAACCACCGUACCUUCACAUUAGUCAAGCCAGCAUGUGUAUCCAUGUGUCCAUCGUUGCAUGAAAAACUCCACUCUUACCUCACCCUUUAAAAUUCCUCCACUCUCUCUGCCAUCUUGCACCCCUCAGAGACAGAGACAGAGAGAGAGAGAGAGAGAGAGAGAGAGCAACCCAUCUCCAGUUUUCUCUGGCUAAUCUCUCUUCUGGGUUUCUCUCUUCCUCGCUUGUCUUUCUUCUACAAAAGGAAAGAGUUAGAGGUAGAGAAAAUUAAGCCCGCGUCAAUCAAAACACCAAAAAUGGAUGUCUAUGGAGGAUUGUCUACCACUACUGCACCUGAUUAUUUCCACAUUGAUGACCUUUUAGACUUCUCUAAUGACGACCUCCUCUCCUCACCCUCCUCCUCCAUCGACCACCACCACCUUCCUCCACCUGAAACCCCCUCCAUUCAUCACCACCACUUCCCCUCCUCCACCUAUAUUAAUAACCCUUCUUCUCUUUCGACUGACUUCACUGACCAUCUCUCAGUCCCAACCGAUGACGUGGCAGAACUGGAGUGGCUAUCGCAAUUCGUGGAGGACUCGUUCUCCGACUUUCCGAGCAUCAUUAACAUCCCAACCGACACGUCGCUUUGCAACAAACCUCGCAGCAAACGCUCACGAGCCACCACCACCACCGCGACGUCCUCCUCGCCAGAGCUCGAAACUGCGGUGACCGGUAAAUCGAGAUUGAAGAAGGAAAACAAUGGAGCGCCGCAUUCUACGGCGGAGGAGGGGACAGUGCGGAGGUGCACGCACUGCGCGUCGGAGAAGACUCCUCAGUGGAGGACGGGUCCGCUGGGUCCAAAAACGCUAUGCAAUGCCUGUGGAGUCAGGUAUAAGUCGGGUCGGCUUGUACCAGAAUAUCGACCCGCAGCGAGUCCGACUUUUGUGUUGACUCGGCAUUCGAACUCGCACCGUAAAGUUUUGGAGCUCCGAAGACAGAAAGAGAUGACGGUGAGGCAGCAGCAACAGCACGGUUACCAAGGCUAUGAAGUUUGCUAACGUGUCAUGAUCUCAGCAACUUGAUGGCAGCUCUACUCGGACGGAAAUGGAUUUGCUCUGCAAGUGAUCGAUUCCAAUACAAGAACCUUAACAGUCACAAUAAAGAAAGUUGGUAUAGAAA
Molecule: messenger RNA, 1300 nt
Organism: Populus euphratica (Euphrates poplar)
Lineage: Eukaryota; Viridiplantae; Streptophyta; Magnoliopsida; Malpighiales; Salicaceae
Product: GATA transcription factor 2-like
Exons: 4
Coding region: 436-1179 (247 amino acids)
Biological process (GO): cell differentiation; positive regulation of DNA-templated transcription
Cellular component (GO): nucleus
Molecular function (GO): sequence-specific DNA binding; zinc ion binding
Source: RefSeq, a predicted model, not a curated record